Molecule: messenger RNA, 1782 nt
Organism: Magallana angulata
Lineage: Eukaryota; Metazoa; Mollusca; Bivalvia; Ostreida; Ostreidae
Product: sex peptide receptor-like
Exons: 3
Coding region: 367-1518 (383 amino acids)
Biological process (GO): G protein-coupled receptor signaling pathway
Cellular component (GO): membrane
Molecular function (GO): G protein-coupled peptide receptor activity
Source: RefSeq, a predicted model, not a curated record
UCUUAUUUAAAUAUUCAACACGACAACCUCGCAGCGGACCGGUUAAAAGAGAAACAAGGUAGCAAGUUUCUAAUCAAUUUCACCGCCAGCUUAUGUUUAUAAAGGGGCACGGACGAGGCAAUCUCCAUUCCACGCUUCUGGCGUUUGUUAAAGCACCCCCAGACUUGUGUCCGUGAAUUCCUGAGGAAAGGCUGUGGUUACCCAGCUAGCGACCAUCACCUAUACAAUGCUGAUCGAAGCAAACCAAAGAACCGAUAUUGUCUGCGAUUGAUCCAAGUCUUCAAAAGGUUGCUACGGAGAUUUCAUGACGGAAGUUUAAGAUUUUGUCGCUCCUUGAAGAGUAAGAGGGAUUAUUCAUAUAAUCAGAUGGAGGGAAGCAUGCAAAAAACAGACAUGUUCCUUGGAAACAUGUCAUCCUUGAGCCAACCCAAUUCAAGCUUUGCUGCAGCAAAUGGAAGUUUCGAGGAGGACAAAAUGAAGCCUCCAGAAUAUGUCAGGAUCAUUAAUGGGUUUGUGAUUCCUGUUUUAGCUGUUGUGAUCCUGAUCACCAAUGCUGUUGUAAUCGCCGUCUUCAAGCGUCAGAAGACGUACGGAGCAAGCCAGGCGGGGCUGGUGGGAGUCGCUGUAUCGGACACACUGACCAUGCUAUUUCCAGCACCAUUUUACUUUGUUGAAUAUUGUCUGCAAUACCAAAUCCCAUGUGAAUUCGUUUCAUUGAAGAAUUGGAUUUCUCUGUUUUUGCCGACAAUUACACAUACUGCAUCAAUAUGGUUGACGCUCUUGCUGGCAAUACAAAGAUACAUGUACGUAUGUCAUCCAUUUACCGCGAGGAAAAUAUGCACACUUCGAAACACCACCGUAUUGAUUAUUUUAACAUAUAUCCUUGCAAUUCUUAUGCACCUGAGCCGAUUUAUUGUGUCGAAAAUAGUUUAUAUAUCUGAAACAAACUGUGUCUAUUGGUUUAGUGAGUACAUUGAUGUCAACGCCUACCUGAUUUCGUAUUUGUUCAUUCGCAUCAUUCUCAUCCAAUUUGUGCCUUGCAUUUCACUUAUCGUUUUAAAUGCAAAAAUGAUUUGUGGCUUGAGGAACAUCACUAACAAGAAGAUUGAAAUGAAUUGUAAUUCAGAAAACAGCAGCAGUGCUGUUAAAGAAAACAUGCGCGUGACCAUUAUGAUUGUAUGCAUGGCAGCCAUAACUCUCUUAGUUGAACUUCCGGUUGGGAUCAUUCAGUGCCUCUAUGUAGACAUUUAUCUUUCUGGCGCUACGUUUGACCAAUACAAUUUGCAGAUUUCUGAGAGAAUCGUCAACCUUCUUAUAAUCUUAUCAUACCCAGUUAACUUCCUAUUGUUCUGCAGCAUGAGUUCUGAGUUUAAACAAACUUUAAAACACAUGUGUUGCUUUAGUCCAAUGAAGAAACAAAAAACCCCAAAUACCUACGUAACCCGGGCAGACGCUGACCAGAACAACGGAAAUGUGUGCGAGAAACAAGGCCUCCUUAAAGUGUCAACGAAUUUGUAACAGCUAUAAUAAAGAAAUAUGGAAAUAAAAAGAGGCCCAAACUUCCUCGAAGAAUGUCGACCAUGCGUCUAGUUGACUUCGACAAAAUGUUCAACUAAUAGACCAUGUUGUAAGUACACCACUGUUAAAAAUAUCAAAUAGAUUAGAAUGGUAAAGUUUAAAAAAGUAAAGAAAUGUAGAAUUAUAAUAGAAGACGAUAUUUCCUGACUCUAACAGAAUAAGAUUACAUCAAUUUUAUAAAUCAGCUAGUUGAAAAACUUAAAA